CACACCAAAUCCCUCCGUACGCGGCACCGUACGCGCACCACAGAAACUACCAAGGCCGCUCCGGCCGCCACCCGUGGUCCGCUUAUGGAGAGUCCUCACGGCGCCUCCCCGGGAGAAGGCGGCGCCCUCUCGCCGUCGCCGGAGGCGGUGGGGAUGCUGCACGAGAUGGCGCUCCGGGACAGCCAGCAGGGGGAGGAGCCCGAUCUGCCCGACGAGCAGCUGCGCUCCAACGACCAGCUCCAGAAAGACGAGAUGCUGGCAGUGGAGGCAAUUUAUGGAGACAAUUUAAACAUUCUUGGUGAAAAUUCUGUACCACGGUAUUUCCAGAUCUAUGUAUAUUGCGAAAUUCCAGAUGGUAUCAGUGUGUCCGCGGAACUCCGAGGUGUUGAUGAUUACCCAACCAAAUUCAGUGUCGAGCACUUGGCUCCAAUAUCGCUGACAUGCCUUAUGCCUCCAUCUUACCCAAGCCAUCAUUCUCCAUACUUUACCCUCGCAGUACAAUGGUUGGAUAGUGUGAAGAUUUCCUCCCUAUGUGACAUGCUCGAAUCGCUCUGGGCGCAGCAACCUGGACAGGAAGUUGUUUUUGAGUGGGUCCAAUGGCUGCAGAGCUCUACGCUCUCUCAUCUUGGUUUUGAUGACGGAAUAGUAAUAAGGGAUUCUGAUAGUACGAUGGAUCAUGUGGAUGUUCGCGUUGUUGGAGGGAUUCUGUCUGUAGAGGAUGUUGUUCAACAGUUGAUCAGCUACAAUGAAGAGCAAUGCCAAGAAUCGUUUCUUCAGGGCUUUCAUGUUUGCAUGAUCUGUUUCAGUGAGUACAAAGGCAUCGACUUCAUAAAACUUCCAUGCCGUCAUUACUUUUGCCGGAAUUGCAUGGAGACAUACUCACGGAUGCAUGUGAAAGAAGGAUCAGUCAUGAAAAUUGUGUGCCCUGACAACAAAUGCGGAGGUUUUGUUCCUCCUAAUCUACUAAAGAGGUUGCUCGGAGAGUCAGAUUUUGAAAGGUGGGAAAGACUGAUACUUGAAAGGACUCUAGGCGCAAUGGCUGAUGUAGCCUACUGUCCAAGAUGUCAGACAGCUUGCCUGGAAAAUGAGGACAACGCCCAGUGCCCCAAGUGCCUCUUCAGCUUCUGCACCCGCUGCAGAGAUCGUCGUCACAUAGGGGAGAAAUGCCUUACUCCAGAAGAAAAACUUCUCUCCUUGCAGGAACGUGAAAAGGUACGCCACUUAAACAAAGGCGGUACUGGACCUAGUAAAUUGGUGGAUGAAUUAUCUAGUAUCAAGGAAAUACUUCGUUCUUGUGUUCCAUGUCCGCAUUGUGGUACUGGCAUCACACGUGUGUCAGGCUGCAACCAUAUGCUUUGUAAGAACUGUGGUAAGUUGUUCUGCUAUGGCUGUGGCAAGCCACUAACUCCUGCUCAUACAAGUGAACAAUGCAGAAUCGAUUAUGAGAAGCGGACAGCAAAGGUGGAUUUGGUUGACGCUGUCAAAGAGCUAUAGAAAAAACUGAAAGUGGGUGGAUACAAACCGCAUCCAUGCCCGAAUUGCCACCUGAUAACUUACAAGCUGGGAAACAACAACCAUGUCUUCUGCGAGGGAUGCCAGGUUCAUCAUUGUGCUCUGUGCCGGAAGGUGGUGCGGAAGAGCUCGGAGCACUAUGGCCCUCGAGGGUGCAAGCAGCACACUGUCGAGCCCGAGGUUGCUCGGGCUAGACCAAAGAAGAAUGAUGACUCUCAAUCAGAAUCCUUGUGAGGGUUUAUCAUAGGGCGAGCAUUGGUUUUGGCUACAGGGAGGCCAUUCCUCAUUUAGAAGAACAGGUUUAUUCCCUACAAGUAUAUAUACAGUUUCAAUUUUAAAAUAGCAAUAGUUGCGCCGACAGUUUCAAUUUUACCGAGCAUGUCAUCGAUGAUUAGUGAAUCUCUGAACCCUGAUAAUCAUUCUAUUUUUAUGUUAAGCAACAUCAGUUCCGUAAAAGGCCUUCGUAACUGCAAAGUUUGCUGGAUUCAGUAUACCAUAAUG
Triticum urartu is the source of this 2013-nucleotide messenger RNA. RefSeq lists its product as uncharacterized. NCBI's taxonomy places the organism in Eukaryota, Viridiplantae, Streptophyta, Magnoliopsida, Poales, Poaceae. The record is from RefSeq and is a predicted model, not a curated record. Gene Ontology annotation, molecular function: ubiquitin-protein transferase activity; protein binding; zinc ion binding. Gene Ontology annotation, biological process: protein ubiquitination.